AUAAUUUCCGUCUCCUAAUAGCCGCUAACGAAACCCUGUUUCCUUUCCCUCUUAAAUUAACGAAUCAUAUACUCAACAAGAAAGAAAGAAAAUCUCAGACUCCAAAAAUGAACUGUUCUCUCUUCAAUCUGCUUUUCCUCCUAUUCCUUUUGAUAACCAGCUUCUCUUUCUCUCACGUCCUUGCUGAUUCCCACUUUGAAGGAUUCGACGCCGAAGAUGAUGAAACCAUUGAGGAAGAGAUCUUAGACCACCACUCGAUCCGAUCGCCGCCUGUGUCUCGGUCCAAUUCACAGCCACUUACGGAUCUUGGAACCCCAACCGAUCCCGACCCCGACUUUGUUCCUGCUUCGGAUACUCCGCCCCAAUCGGAACUUCAAAAGCCAUCCACUAUAUCUUUUGAGUACUGGGAUGAGGACGAAUUCGAGGGUUUACCUGCUGAACAACCGCCCCCCGAACCUGUGAAGGAUACUGAAAACGCCACUCCCGAUGACCCAGAUCCGAAAACGACCUCGAAAUCCCAAGGCGCGACUGUUUCAAAGAAGUCGUUUACGUUGGAGAUUGUCUGUGGGUCUUUCUUGAUUGUUUUUGCAUUCAAUUACUUCACCGGUAAACGUGAAAACGAGAAUCUUGCUUUGGCGUGGGCAGCGAAGUUCGCCACGAAAGGUUCGAUCUUUGAGAAAAAUUUCAGUCUUUUGGGUGUUGGAGAAGGGGAGGACUCGCCUCUGUUGUUGAAAGAAGGGCAAACCGUGUUCAAAUUCUACGCGACUGGGCGAAGGUACUGCCAGGGAUUGCUGGCAACGAUGGAGUUAAAGAGCAGGCAUGAUUUGAUAUCGAGAUUGUUUAAUUUGGUGGUUCCCUGUAAAGAUGAAAUUACUUUUGAAGUUUAUAUGAAUGAUGAAGCCAUGGAUCAGGUGAUUUUCGCUGUGGCAAAGAAGAAGGCGGCCAAGGGGAUGCAAAAAGAGGUGAGAGAUUUGCAGAGGUUUGCAGGGUUGAUGACGAAUCCUAGUGGAAGGAAAUGGGUGGUGGAUGACCUAUCCGUGAUUUCUGAAUCGAAGGAGGUUGCCGGAGAUUUGAUUACCGAGGCUGUGCUUGAGCAGGUUUUUGGUGACAAAGCUUAUGAGAAAUACGGAAAGAAUUUCAUUUCGAUGCAGUUUUCAGAUCAGCAUCCUGGCAUGCACAGGAAGAUGCUCGUGUUUAAGUUUGCCCUCCCCGAUGCCAACAACAUGGCUGACAUCACUCGCUUGGUGGCUCUUGUACCAUACUACAUUGAUUUAGUCGGACGAUAUAAGCUCAGCUCACAGGCUCGAUCCAAAACCGAAACCGCAAGAGUGAAGGCGGCGCAAGAGGCACACAAAGAACUUAAAAACGCUAGGCAAGAAGCGUUGCAGAGAAAGAAGGCAGAGAAGAAGAAGAUGUUGGAGGAGGCAGAGGCGAAGCUCAGCGCAGAAGCGGUUCGCAAGAGAGAAGCGAAAGAACGUGCUCGGCAGAUGAAGAAGGCGAUGCCGAAAAUGAAGAUGACCCGUGCUUGAGGUUAGUAGUAUUAAAUCCUUACUCCGUAGUUGGGUCUCCUCGGCAUAUGCGGGCUUAUUAUUUCCCGUAUCGAUACUGCGAAUGCAUUUUAGUUGUCAACUGCCUUAGCUACUUAUUCAUCACCACCAUAUGACUGUGGGAUUUUAAAUCUACUCGAAGAUGGUGCUCUAGAAACUUAAUAAAUUUUCUUCCAUGGAUGACAUUUCAAGCUUUUGUUUGGGCAAUUCCGAGUAAUGAUUU
Molecule: messenger RNA, 1770 nt
Organism: Hibiscus syriacus
Lineage: Eukaryota; Viridiplantae; Streptophyta; Magnoliopsida; Malvales; Malvaceae
Exons: 5
Coding region: 108-1529 (473 amino acids)
Biological process (GO): endoplasmic reticulum calcium ion homeostasis
Cellular component (GO): endoplasmic reticulum
Molecular function (GO): calcium ion binding
Source: RefSeq, a predicted model, not a curated record